CCCGACCAGACCGACCGACCGAACGAACCGAACCAAACCACCUUCCCGUCGUCUCCCUCCCCAACGCCGCGGCGAACUGACCCACCACCCCCAAACCCUCGCCGCCGAUGGAGCAGCCGCCGUCCUCGCCGCCGCCCCCCGCGGCGGCCACGGCCACGGCUGCGCCUACACCCACUCCCGCUCCCUCUUCCGCUCCCAUUAUCCUCUCGGACUCGCCUCCCGCGGCCGCGGCGGGGGAGCCCGCGCUGACCGCCGCGCAGAAGGCGCUCCGCUCCAAGCCGGCGCGCGCCCCCGAGGACCCCGACAAGAAGAAUAAGAAGCUCAAGGAUGUGGAGAUCAGUUUUCCAAUUGUUUAUGGGACCAUUUCGUUUUGGCUUGGCAAAAAAGCAAGCGAGUACAACUCUCACAAAUGGACCGUGUACAUCCGUUCUGCAACAAAUGAGGAUCUGAGUGUCAUAGUUAAGCGUGUGGUGUUUCAGCUUCACCCAAGUUUCACUAAUCCAACAAGAGUUGUAGAGCAACCGCCUUUUGAGUUGUCCGAAUCUGGAUGGGGGGAGUUUGAGAUUGCAAUAACCCUUUAUUUUCACAGUGAUGUCUGCGAGAAGCGCUUGGACUUGUUUCAUCAGCUUAAGUUGUAUCCGGAAGAGGACGCUGGACCUCAAUCAACAAAAAAACCAGUUGUAGUGGAGACAUACGAUGAAGUUGUCUUCCCUGAGCCCACUGAAGCCUUCUUCUUGCGAGUGCAAAAUCACCCUGCUGCUACUGUGCCCAGGCUACCUCCUGGUAUAACAUUGUCUUCUCCAGGUCCUAUGGAACUUAUGCCACAUGAUAAGAAGCGUUUUGACACCAAGGAUCAUUCUCUGAGCCAGUGGUUCUCAAACUUCUCUGAAGCAGAUGAACUAUUAAAACUGGCUGCUGCUCGUCAACAGGUGCAGGCUCACAUUGCUAAGCUGAGAAGGCAGCUAAGCAUGAUAGAGGGAAUGCCCCAGCAAUCCAGAGUUAUCUCUGGUCCUGGUCAACAGUUUGGGCACGGCUAAUGGAACGGUAGCUGCUGUAAGGAAGAUGCUGAAACCUGAUAACAACUCGCUAACAGAAUGUGAUGAAUGUGUCUUCAUUGACGUCUUAGGCUCGCAAUUGAUGUUUAGUGCUGGCCAGUGUGCAUAAAGCGCAAUCUAUGGAUUGUACCGCCUUUGUGCAUUUUGAAAUCAACGGGAGCAUGGUGUACCUGCCUUAAAUUAUCACCCUCUGUUCUUUUUCUUUUAUGUUCCAGUAGAAGCGUAGCACAUCACAGGGGUGCAAAGUCUAUUUUGCUGACAUAAUGGAAUAUGCUUUGCAUUG
Molecule: messenger RNA, 1338 nt
Organism: Triticum urartu
Lineage: Eukaryota; Viridiplantae; Streptophyta; Magnoliopsida; Poales; Poaceae
Product: transcription initiation factor TFIID subunit 14b
Biological process (GO): regulation of DNA-templated transcription
Source: RefSeq, a predicted model, not a curated record